Molecule: messenger RNA, 4259 nt
Organism: Physella acuta
Lineage: Eukaryota; Metazoa; Mollusca; Gastropoda; Physidae
Product: suppressor of cytokine signaling 5
Biological process (GO): phosphatidylinositol phosphate biosynthetic process; intracellular signal transduction
Cellular component (GO): phosphatidylinositol 3-kinase complex
Molecular function (GO): 1-phosphatidylinositol-3-kinase regulator activity
Source: RefSeq, a predicted model, not a curated record
UAGGCCUAGAUCUAGAAAAUAAUAUUUGUGGAACAUCAUUAAUUUUCCAACGGAAACUCUGCUAGAAUCUAGAUCUAGCCAUUCUUCGAAUAAUGGAUUAACAAUUAGCUGAGUUCGUAUACCAGGCAGCCAUUUAUUUAAGUUGGUGCUGAAGCUGCUCUGCAGUGCCUUUUUCAAAAUAAAAAGUAACAUCAAAUAAAAAUGGCUGCAACUUCAUCGUCAGCUGGUGCAGAGGCUGACAUCAUUGAAGAAAUUAAGAUUUCUCAGAUCUCUCCACUUCCUUCAACCUCUCAACCAAAAGCUACAAUGAAUGUGUACACACCGCUACUGGGCUCUUCAAGAACAACAAAAUGUCAGCCCCCUUUACUCUCCAACUCCUCGUCCAGUAACACAUUUCGUAUUUCUGAAACUGGCACUGCAAAGCCACUCCCAGCUAGGGCUAAGAAUGGAAAAGCCCCUCUUGAUGUGCGUCCUAGAGGCCAGCGAUCUGCUGUGAGACCGUUCUUCUGCUGUGGCAGUGAGCUGUCUCUUGUCAGUUUGGUUGAUGGGUUAGAGUUGAAAGAUUCACCUACUAGGAAAGUCACAAGCAUUGAGUGUAAUAGUUCAUCCGAGGAAGAUGAAUCAUCUUCUUCUGGUGCAUCUUCAAGAAAAACAUCUGGCACCAGCGGUGUAAAUAAUCUUACUCCAAUAGGCGAGGGCCGUACUCAGAUUGUUCGGAGGAAGAAAAAAGAUAAGCACAAUGCUAAGAAAAAGUUUUGGAGUUUAAGGAUAAGAGGCCGCUGGAACCCCAGAUGGAGGGCGUCACAGCCUCAACGUGUGGCCAGUCAUCGCUGUGAUAUUUCCUACCAUGCUACCGGUUGCCAGGGUACUUAUCAACCAACAGGAUCUCCAGGAUCUGGUAGAAGGUCCCCUCGUGUCAGAACAAUAUCAAACUCCCGCCAGUUCAUUGACUUGACAUUUGUGCAGGAUUUUGACAAGCUUUACCCAACAGAAGACAUUGACACUAUACGAAAACGGGAACGUGCAGAGGAAAUGGCCACAGGGGUGGAGGUAGGAACCGGCGGCCAUAACCACAACCACUUGCACCACAGGGUAAACUGGUUAUUUGAUCGUGAUGAGAUGUUACUGUGGAGAAAUCGAAUGCCGACGGCCAGUCCUGAUUCAGCGGUGUCAUCCCCAGAGGUGUCGUCGCUUGAGGAUUACUCUCUUAUGAUGAACAACGUAGUCCGACAGUGGUCAGGUCCUGUGAGUAAACCUCUGGAGGAUAGGUCUUCAUCUAUGCUGCGCAUUCACACUCAGAUUGAUUUCAUUCACUGCCUGGUGCCACAGUUGAACAACAUUUUAGCUUGUCCUUUCUACUGGGGGGUGAUGGACCGCUACGAGGCAGAGCGGCUGCUGGACAACAAACCAGAAGGGACUUUCCUCUUGCGGGACAGCGCUCAAGAGGACUUUUUAUUCUCUGUCAGUUUCCGGCGGUACAACCGGUCGCUGCAUGCUAGAGUUGAGCAGUGGAACCACAGGUUCAGCUUCGAUGCCCACGACCCGGCCGUGUUCUCUGCCCCGUCCGUCUGCGAGCUGAUGGAGCACUACAAGGACCCGUGCUGUUGUAUGUUUUUCGAGCCCAUGCUGACCCGUCCCCUAGCUAGGAAUUUUCCCUUCUCCCUGCAGCACAUCUGCCGGGCUGUGAUAUGUGAUCGGCUGGUGUACGACCAGAUUCGGUUGCUCCCUCUGCCAAACAGCCUUAAACAGUUCCUUCAAGUCUAUCAUUAUAAACAAAAAGUCAGAGUCAGGGUGUUUGAUGACUCCGAGUCAGCAAGCCCUGGAGCGAACUUUGUUCAUUAGAAUAUGGUUCAUUAUUUUAUUUUUUUCUUGAGGAUGUUCAAGCUUUUGCAUUUAUUUCUCAAAUUUUAUUCUGUAUAUUUUUUUUUACCAACAGGUGGCAAGGUGGUGGACUAAUAAAUGUAACUACCAGUAACCCUUUACAGGCAUCCGUUGAUAAACACGUUUUUUAAUAUUACCUCCAACAUAGUGAUAAAGACUAUAUUUUGGAAUGGAUUAAAUAGAUUUCUAUGAAUCAUAAAGCGUCCAUCCAAGAGUCAAUUUUUUUUUGUGAAUUCUGUUUUUUUUUAACAGAUGAGAAAGAAUCUUUUCGUAAGCAAAAAUUAAGUUUAAAAAAAUUGCUGUUCAAAUGUGAUAGUGGAGUCUCACUUUCUUUAGCACCCAAGUUUGAAACUACCCUUCUCCUGUUAUGGGUGAAAGGUGAAUUCCUUUACAAGACAUGAUAUGGUUCAUCAUUUUGGCACCUUGCUAGUAAAAACUUCAAAAUUGUAGCCUGUUAAUAGUAAUUAUCUUUAUUUAUUGAUGUCUUUUACACACUUAUACUGUGAAUACUAAAUUCUGUGUUUUAUGUUUCUAUUCCUUUGUCAUAUAUAACCUAGACACCAUGCUUAUACAUCAACUAGUCAAGACUGUUUGUAUUAGAAUUGUGACAAUUUUUAUUUUAUUGUCAAAAUACAGAUUGAUGGUAAACAUUUUACAUGAAACUGGGGACAAUGUAAUCUUCAACAUGCUUUUCUGUUUACAGUAUGUGAUUGUUGAUAUUAAAUAUUUCUUUCAUAUUGAAUGCAGGCAUACAUGUGCCACGAUAGAUUUACCUAUUUCUUGUUUAUGUUAUGAUAUUUUUGUUUGAUCCUCUGUCAAGCAAAGCAUUUCAAAUUUGACUUAUGUGAUUUAUGUCUUUCUGCUACUUUUCUUCAGCUUUGUUUUAACUUACAUGAACUGUCUGACUUCUUACUCAUUCAUCUUAUUUACUUUAAUCAUGACUGUUCUGAUUUUUAAAUGUAAAAUUAUUACCCAGCUAACUCAACUUAGCACACACAGUCUAAGUAAUAGGUACACUAACUGCAAUUUUAUUAGUACUUUACAAGCAAAAAGAAAACCCAAAAAUCACUACAUAACUUUUUUCAAAUAAUUGUUUAUUAAAGAGCAAUCUUAGUUUUACCUAUUUAGUUUAAAUAUAUAUAAUGUACUUUUACUGAGUGAAAUUUUUAUAGCUGUCACUUUUUCCAACGCCUGGGUAUUUACAGUUGUCUCUUCUAGUGUAAUUUUUUUUAUAUCCUCUAAAAAAUAAUGUGAUUAUCCAAGUAGUUUAUAAGUAUACAUAAUAAACAGAAACCUGAUUGAUUACUUUAGUUUAAUUUUUUUUUAGAUUACAAAUCAAAAGUAAUGAAUCUUGUAAGAAAUAAAUGUUAUUGUAUAUAAAAGGUGUAUUUAUUUUAAGGCAGUUAUAGUUUAUAAAAUUGAGAUUGUUUCAAUUUUAACUUUUUUCUAUUUAAAAAACUAAACUCAGAGCUGUCUUGUAAGAUACCAUUUAAGUUUAAAAUUGUGCUGCAUUUUGUAUGUUUGAUUAUUUAUCCCUUUCAAUGUAUGUACAUAGCACAUAACAAAGCAAUCACAUGAAACAAAAAGGUAAAUAUCUACCAUUUUUUUUACACUUGCAAAUUUACUUUGCAACCAAUGUAUUUCCACUUAUAAAUUCUAUUUACUCUCUAACAUUUAUCUGUAAAUAAUGUUAAUUUUUUAGGAUGUAUUACACAUACAUAGCUGAUUUAAUUUAGGGUAUAUUGUUAAAUGCUCCUUUGCUUAAAGAACAACUUCAAUGUCCUUUCAUUAUAUUUUCCUUAAUCAUCUCAUCAAAUCACUUGGUAUGAAAAUAUUUCAACUAAUCAUAUUCCGUGUCAAUUCUUAUCGCUACAGUGCCAUUUAAUUGUUUUAAUUGUUUAUUUUAUGUUCUCAAUGCACAGAUCUUGGUUCAGCACCUUAAAAGCUUGUGAAAAUUGUGCACACAAAUUUUACCAGUCAUGCUUAAUAUUUUUCAAACUAAAAUAUAGAACUUUGUAAGGGGUAAGAUCUAAUUUUAUGUCUAGCAAAAGCACAAAUGUGGAAUUUGAGAUCAGGGUUCUAGGAGUAAGGGGUUAAAUGUUUUUAAAAUAGGUGCAAUCUUCAACUUAAAAUGAUACCAUCAAGAGACAUACUAGAGCUUGAAAAGUUUGUGACCUUCUGGAACAUUCAGCUUUGUCUUGUUACUCAAAGGAUGUGUUUAAUUAUAUUUUUUUUUUUACUCUAGCCCCUUGUUAUCAAACUGAAUGUAUUCUAGAAAUUAGAACUUUUUACCCUUCAAAACAAUGGGUUGAUACAUGCCAAUGCACUUAAUUUGUCAUUAAAUGUACCUGCUAAUAAUAAAACCAAAAUAAACCUUU